This is a messenger RNA of Marasmius oreades (fairy-ring Marasmius), 309 nucleotides long. RefSeq lists its product as uncharacterized. Bases 1 to 309 code for a protein of 102 amino acids. NCBI's taxonomy places the organism in Eukaryota, Fungi, Basidiomycota, Agaricomycetes, Agaricales, Marasmiaceae. The transcript has 2 exons. The record is from RefSeq and is a predicted model, not a curated record.
AUGUCUGGUUACGAGGCGAAUAAUGUCUACUUUGUCACCACCCAAAACCCAUCCGAUCCAGUCGCACCGGAAUCUCCUGCAGAGAUUGAAUCAUUUCUUCUCGAUUUCAUCCUCCAGUAUCGAGUGGGCGAGGAGUUUCUCUAUAGAGACAAACUUCGCGGUAAUUUGUUGUUGAAGGAGCAUGUAUUGGAGAUCGACUUGCGUCAUGUCGGACUGUAUAACGAAGAACUUGCAUAUGCGAUACAAGAACGACCCACAGAGAUUCUACCUUUGGCGCGUCUCAAACGAUAUUUCAACCUCUGGGUCUAA